Molecule: messenger RNA, 5469 nt
Organism: Saccostrea echinata
Lineage: Eukaryota; Metazoa; Mollusca; Bivalvia; Ostreida; Ostreidae
Product: fibropellin-1-like
Exons: 6
Coding region: 1-5469 (1822 amino acids)
Molecular function (GO): calcium ion binding
Source: RefSeq, a predicted model, not a curated record
AUGUCUGACAACACAAGCUUAUGUAUAUGUCCUUCAGGGUUUUAUGGAGAGAAAUGUGAAAGGUGUUUUGGACUAUCUUGUAAUCCUCUUUCCACUACAUUAGCUUCCUCAUCACCAUUCACAUAUGACAUUUCUUUUCAAACAACAACUAUUUUGAGAGAAAAGAGCUGUAGUUUGACUACUUGUAAUAAUCACGGCAAGUGUUAUCCAGAAAACAAUUAUCGCGGUUAUCUCUGUGAGUGUGUUGAAGCAUGGUCUGGCCCAGACUGUCAAAAUUUUGAUUAUUGUCAUAAUAUCACCUGUUCUGGGCAUGGGACGUGUUACCGUGGACAAAAUGAUUUCCUAUGUCUCUGCGAAGAGGGACAUUUCGGAAAAACAUGCAAUGUUACUCAUUUUUGUAAAACUGACUCUUGCACAUUUCCACACAUUUGUAAAGAAAGCAGCGACGGGUAUGUAUGUGAGUGUCCAGAGGGAUUAACUGGCUCCCAUUGUGAGAUUGUGAAUCACUGCUUUAACCAUCCCUGCGGAGAGCAUGGCUUAUGCAAUAACAAUGAUUCUGGAUUUAUAUGUAGUUGCAAAAGUGGUUGGGUGGGUAAGAAUUGUACUGACAUAGAUUAUUGCUAUGGAGACCCCUGCGGAGAGCAUGGACAGUGUCGAAAUGAAUUUCAUAACUUCACGUGCCUCUGCCAUCCGGGUUACACUGGAAGUCAGUGCAAUGUUACAGAUUUCUGCUUCGGGAAUCCAUGUCAAAAUAAUGGGACAUGUAUGUUGGCGUUAAAUGAUUAUAUGUGUAAUUGUUCUAAUAUGUGGUCUGGAGAUAAUUGUACACAGAGGAAUAUUUGUUUCUUGGACAACCCUUGUAACAUGAAUGGAAACUGCUUUCAAAAUGAGUCCAAUUUUACUUGUUCUUGUUUCUCGGGUUGGACUGGUCGUUCUUGUAAUAUUUCUGACCAUUGUUAUAAUACAACAUGUGGAUCACAUGGCACUUGUCAUAAUUAUCCUGAUUCCUAUCACUGUAUUUGUGAGUCCCAAUGGACAGGGCAUGAUUGCCAGAUAAAUGCUUGUGAAAAUAUAACAUGCAGUUAUCAUGGAAAAUGUUCAGCACUCAAUUCAAACUACCAUUGUGAAUGCACAGAAGGUUGGUUGGGAGAAAAUUGUGACAUCCCAGACCCUUGUCAAAACUAUACGUGUGAAAACGGUGGCCUAUGUUCUUCCGACCUAGUGGCCAAAGCAGUUGCUUCAGAUCCAUUGUCUUUAAUCAAGUUGGGAAUUCAAUCGUAUAGUAAUGUAACAGCAGUAGCGAAAUGUAAAUGUCCAAAAGAAUGGGAGGGAAGAAGAUGCGAAAAAGAUGUCAACGAAUGUUUAAACAAGAACGCUUGUAAUGGAUACGGAUACUGUAUUAACAAUGUCGGAAAUCAUACUUGUGUAUGUGAACACGGCUGGAGUGGAUUAACCUGCGGGGAAAAUAUUGACGAAUGUCUAUCAAAUCCAUGUAAAAAUAACGGAACAUGCGUCGAUGGUAUAAACACAUUUUCUUGCAUAUGUUCUGAAUUCUGGGAAGGUGAUUCAUGUCAGAAAGAUGUUGACGAAUGCAGAUAUUUUCCGUGCGGAGUACAUGGAACAUGCAUAAACUCUCAAGGAAACUAUACAUGUAAUUGUGCAGAUUCCUGGACAGGGAGACACUGUGAAAAACAUAUAAAAUCCUGCACUUCAGACCCUUGCAAAAACAAUGCCACUUGCAUAGACCUGGAGGAGACGUUUUACUGCACCUGUGACGGGAGGUUUACUGGGCGUCACUGUGACGCUGAUGUUAAUGAAUGUCUAUCUUCUCCAUGUAAAAAUGGCGCAACUUGUGUCAAUACAUACGGGUCCUUCUAUUGUGUCUGUCUUGUGCAAUGGACUGGAACUGAUUGCCAGCAGGAUUUCGACGAAUGUUCUCUUGGUCUCUGUCCUCAAAACACAACAUGCAUUAACAAAAUCAACGGUUAUCAUUGUGUCGAUUGUUCUUCUUUUGAAUGCCUAAAUGGGGGACAGUGUCUUGAUACCCCAACUGGUCCACAGUGCAAAUGUUUAAUAAACUGGACAGGCCCUAAAUGUCAACAACGAAACUAUUGCUACAAUAAUCCCUGUAGUUCCUCGGAAAUUUGCAUCAACACACCCACAGCCUAUGCUUGCGAGUAUCAUCCAUGUAAAAGUUCCCCAUGCUAUAACAAUGGACAAUGUAUAGAAAAUGGAAUGGACUACAUCUGCAAUUGCUCUAGUGGGUGGACGGGGCCAAUGUGUAAAGACAGAAAUUACUGCGCAUUCACUACUUGUUUUAAUAAUGGUACUUGUGUUAAUACAAAUACAUCUUCUUUGUGCCAUUGCAGAGAUGAAUGGUACGGUGAACAAUGUGAGAAUUACAACUACUGUGAUUCCUCUCCAUGUUUUCAUGGUGGAGUAUGUCGCAACAGGAAAGGGAAUUUUACGUGCGAAUGCCCAAAAGGCUGGGUAGGAACUCAAUGUGAAAAACAGGACUUUUGUUACAAUAUGCCAUGCGUAAACAGUGGAAUCUGUAUUAAUCAGAAUGCGUCGUAUUCAUGUUCCUGUCCUGCGCAAUGGACAGGGAGUAGCUGUCAGUUAUAUGACUAUUGUCAUUCUCAUCCUUGCAACAACAGUGGACUGUGUAUUAAUAAUGAUUCAGGCUAUCAUUGUUCAUGUAAUCGUGGCUUUAUGGGUAAAAACUGUGAUAUCAUUGAUUACUGUGCAUCCAAUCCUUGUUUGAAUAAUGGAACUUGCGCUUCGGAGCCAUACGGGUUUCUUUGUCACUGCCAUGCAGGAUUCGUCGGGAAAACAUGCGAACGAGAUAUGGAUGAGUGUGCUUUUGAUUUGUGCCCUGCAAGAUCAACAUGUUAUAAUACUAAUGGCGGAUAUACGUGUGUUUGGAAUGAUAGGAGACGCAGGGCAAUCUUUUGGAAAGGAAGACAGAUCAACAGUGUUAAGAUACCGUAUUCACCCAGUACUAUAAAGCUAGAGGACACCUCUUCGAUUUUAAACUCGUUAGUCUCAAAAGAAUUUUGUAGUUACCCAGGAAAACCAACAAUUUUUCCAUUGAGUUUAAAGAUAUAUCCAAGAAUAAGAGUGACCUACAAGGUGUUCUGUUCAGAGGGCUACUAUGGACCCGGAUGUAGGUAUCAUUGUCCUGGCAACCCACAAAAGUGUGUCAUCUACAGACAGACAUACUGUAAAACGGGAUGGCAUGGCGUCAACUGUGAUGAAGACUUCAAUGAAUGCGAUACAGCUGAUUUUUGUAGUCAUGGCAACUGUACAAACACUAUUGGUGGCUUCCAGUGUACCUGUCCCAUCUCCUCUUCCGGUCUGAGAUGCCGGUACGAUGGGGAUGAAUGCGUAAUGGAACCCUGUAAUGGCGGGGAGUGUGUCAAUCAAGUGAGAGGUUACAAGUGCCUCUGUAGGAAUGGAACCAUGGGUAGAAACUGUGAGAAUCUCACGGACACCCAAUGCUUAAAAAACACGUGUAACAAUCAUGGAUCUUGCAGCGAACAAGACGGAAAAGCUGUGUGUUCUUGUAACCCUGGAUACACAGGAGCUGACUGCUCCGUCAAAGACUUCUGUUUCAACAAUCUUUGUCAACACGAUUCUACUUGUGUUAAUGGCAAAACAAAUUAUACAUGCUACUGUCCAAAAGGCCUCAUGGGUCAAUAUUGUAAAACUGUGGACCACUGCGCCAGCAACCCUUGUCUCAAUUCAGGAAUCUGUACAAACACACCAACAAAGUAUCAUUGCGAGUGUGUUGAUUAUUUUUUCGGGACAACUUGUAGUGAGUACAACUACUGUGGCGGGAACUGUAGUGGCAAUGGUAUUUGUCACGUGAUUGGGAAGGGUCAUAAUUGUACAUGUUACCCUGGAUUUAGAGGUAAGAACUGUGAAUACCGGGAUUACUGCGUUAACAUUUCCUGUUCUAAUCACGGUGAUUGUUACAGUGCGAGCAAUGGUUUCAAUUGUUAUUGUAAUAGAGGGUUUGGAGGCAAAACAUGUAAUCUGACAAAAUUUUGUAAAUAUAAUUCCUGUUCCAGACCUUUUAUUUGUAACGACUUUAACAACAAUAGUUUUACUUGUGAGUGUCCAGCUGGCCUGUAUGGAAGCUCAUGUCAGUACGUUGACCAUUGUCUCAAGAACCCAUGUGGAACAAACGGAAGGUGUUUGUCUCUAAAUGACACGUAUCAGUGUAUAUGUAAUUCCGGUUGGACGGGAUUCAACUGCUCAGAGGCAGAUUUGUGCAGCCCAAACCCGUGUAAAAAUAAUGGAAGCUGCUCUUCAUCCAACAAUUAUACGUGUUCAUGUCAAACUGGAUGGGUAGGCAGCGAUUGUGGUAUCCAUGAUCCUUGCGAGAACCACAUUUGUAUAAACGGCGAAAAAUGUUCAGUAGAAAUUGAGCAAAAGGUUCAAGUUCAUACAGGUUCUGAUCCGUUCUCGUUAAUAACACCAUCAACAACUAUUGUAGAGGUAGCGAUUGCUAAAUGUCAAUGUUCUGGAUUGAACUGCUCAAGGAAAGAUUAUUGUGUCUCGAUCCCGUGCAUGAAUAACGGAACAUGUACAAAUACAAAUACAACGUUUCUUUGUUCCUGUUCGAAAAACUGGCAUGGAAAAAGUUGUAACUUUUACGAUUUCUGCAGUUCAUCGCCAUGCUCAAAUGGUGGAGUAUGUCGUCAUAACUCUGAAAAUGAUGACUUUUCGUGCGAGUGUACGAAUGGAUGGGUUGGCAAAACAUGCGAAAGUCGCGAUGCUUGUCUUAUGGCCCCGUGUGUCAACAAUGGUAUUUGUGCCAACGUCAACAAGUCAUACUUAUGUACCUGUCCUUCAGAGUGGACCGGUAAAAAUUGUCAGUACUACAAUUACUGCACUCAGCAUCCAUGUGGGGACAACUCAACCUGUGUCAGCCAUGACAAUUCGUAUUCUUGUAAAUGUGAGCCUGGAUACAUGGGACAGCAUUGUGACGUUAUUGACCGAUGCCAUUCUCAUCCUUGUCUCCACAACGGCACGUGCAUCUUGGAGCCGUACGGCUAUCGCUGUCACUGUCAAGGAGGGUACACUGGGGACCAUUGUGAACGAGAUUUGGAUGAAUGUACGUUUGAUCUUUGUCCUGCCAAAUCAACAUGCUACAAUAAAGAUGGUGGCUAUGAGUGUAUCUGGAAUAGAAGUCGGCGGCGAAGAAUUCCGCUUGAUUUGGGGAAUACAUAUACCGUAAAUCUUUCUGUCAACAUUUUUCCUUUUGAUCUUGAGAGAGUUGUAGCAGAUUUCCAUUCCACAUUAACGCAAGAAUUAUGCUCAUUCUCUCAGUAUACCGUCUUCAAACCAAUAAAAAUAGAAUUUCUUUCAAGUGCGAAUCCACAAAUCAUAUUUCACUAUUACGCUUCAUGUCAGGGAAAUAUAAAACACGAUGGGAUCCGCGAAUCAGAGGAAAAACCGUGA